This is a messenger RNA of Penaeus vannamei (Pacific white shrimp), 1425 nucleotides long. The record is from RefSeq and is a predicted model, not a curated record. NCBI's taxonomy places the organism in Eukaryota, Metazoa, Arthropoda, Malacostraca, Decapoda, Penaeidae.
CGUCGGAAGAGGGAGUCACGCUCUCUCUCGCUCUCAGCCUCCUCUGCUGCAGCGAGGGAAUCCGGGAUAACUUUUAGUCCUUUUUGAUCGUGACGUGGAGUGAUUCUGGUGUGUGACGCCUGGGAGGGAAUGUCCUAGUGGCCUUCAGUGCUAUAGAUGGUUAGGUUGUUGUUGUCGAAGUGAUUUUAUCGUGUGGUAAAGUAAAAGAAUGUCCAACACAUUACGUUAGUUUACAGUGUCCGAUGUGAGUGAAUCAGUUUUUAUUUUUUGAUUGAUCAGUGUUCGUUGUGAAACGAAGGCGUUGUUGACCUUGUGGCGCUAGUAACGAUGGUGUUGUGCAGGCACGUGGUCGUGGUGGCGGUGGCGAUGGCGAUAGCGGGGCGCCUCAGCGCGGCUGCAGGUGGUGGCUACCUCAAGAUGUUUGAGGCUCAGCACAACCCGCCCGACCCGUGCUACGACGACGCGGGCGCGCGGCCCAAGAAGUGCAUUCCCGACUUCAUCAACGCGGCCUUCGGGCGUUCCGUCGAGGCCUCCAGCACGUGCGGGGCGCCGCCGUCGCGGUACUGCGUGACCUCGCACGAAAAGGGCGAGGUUAACCGCAAGUGCCACGUGUGCGACGCCGAGGAGCCCGCCCGCGCCCACCCCGCCCACUACCUCACCGACCUCAACAACCCCAACAACCUCACCUGCUGGCGCUCGGCCCCCGUCGACCCCCUCAAGCCCGAGAAUGUGUCGCUCAACAUCUCGCUGGGAAAGAAGUACGAGCUCACCUACAUCAGUCUGCAGUUCUGCGGCCAGAAGCCCGACUCCCUGGCCAUCUACAAGUCCAUGGACUACGGGCGCACGUGGCACCCGUUCCAGUUCUACUCGUCGCAGUGCCGCAAGGUGUACGGGCGCCAGAGCCGCCUGGUGAUCGGGAAGGCCAACGAGCAGGAGGCGCUGUGCACGGACGCCCACCUCAGUCACAACGACCCUCUGACCGGCUCGUCCUCGUCCAGGAUCGCCUUCAGCACGCUGGAAGGACGACCCUCGGCCUACGACUUCGACUCCUCGCCGGUCUUGCAGGACUGGGUCACCGCCACGGACAUCAAAGUGGUUCUGAACCGCCUGCACCCCGAGCUCGACGAGGCCACGGCCGACAACGAAAGUGCCGCCCAGGAGCGCUAUAGUUACGCCGUGGCCGACCUGGCUGUUGGCGGCCGUUGCAAAUGCAAUGGUCACGCCUCCCAGUGCAUCCCGGACAAGACCACGGGCGCGCUAGUGUGUGACUGCGCCCACAACACCGCCGGGCGAGACUGCGAAAAGUGCAAACCCUUCCACUUCGACCGACCGUACGCGCCGUCCCGAGAGGCCAACGAGUGUGUAGGUCAGUGUCCAAGUCUCUCGCGUUUCGUCCCGCCGAGGUCUGUCUCGGAAUGUGCAUGA